UAAAAAAUGUCAAAAAUUGUGAUAUACACGAAAAUUGUUCAAUUUUAAUGAUUUUAAAUGAAUUUAAUUAACGAUUAAUGCAGUUAAACUGAUUAAAAUGUUGUAAAAGUGCAACGAAAAUCUAUCUUAGAAAUGCUAUUGUGAUAAUGUCUCACCUAAUAGUUCAUCAUCACAGUGUUAGUAUUGCUGAAAAGUUUGACCAUCGUUGUAUUUUAUGCCAGUGAUACAUACUUGCGAAGAAGUUUUCAAAUUGAAGAAUGUCUUAACACUGUUCCUAAAAUCAGACCGUUUUCUAAAUGAAAUGCCAUGUAGGCGUAUAGUUUUUCGAUUCUUCUCAAGAUUGGAAAUUUUCACCUUCUCCUAUACCUAUAGUAUAAUCUUCAUAAUGGCCGAUGGUUCGAAAAACAACGAAGAAAAUUCAUUUUGGAAGAAGCAUAUUAGAACUAUACCCGGUAGACCCAGUCCGAAGAAGGUUUUAACCUCAUCGUACAGUAAUUCGUCGUCAACUAGUUUUCAAAACUUCAAAAACAGUGUCGACGACGUAUGGGAUUGCGGCGUAGCAGACAAUGAAUUCGCUAACGACUCGAAUACUUCCCAAGACGUGACUAUUUGCCGCAGUACAGCCGAAUCGGCAGCUAUCAACGUUAUAAAUAAUCACAAGACUAAGACCGACGAAGUACACCACGAUAAUUUACCAAACAGGUCCGAAUUACCUCGAAAUACGUCUUCAGCCAGUUGUAGUAAUAAUCAGAACACCGAUGAUUGUCGUUUAGUUAAAUUCAGAACAUUACUGCAGACAAACGUGUUGAAAUUAGACGAACUGAAGAAAUUGAGCUGGUCGGGAGUUCCGAAUGAGAUUCGCGCCGAUACGUGGAGGCUGCUAGCAGGAUACUUACCUGCUAAUGUCGAACGUCGCAAAGAAGUACUGGAACGUAAACGACUCGAUUAUUUGAAUUUAGUUCAACAAUAUUAUCACACCGAUAGAGAUGAAACGUUUCAAGACACUUAUCGUCAAAUCCAUAUCGAUAUCCCCCGUAUGAGUCCGUUGAUGACUUUAUUUCAACAAAAAACAGUUCAAGAGAUGUUCGAAAGAAUAUUAUUUAUAUGGGCGAUUAGACAUCCGGCAUCCGGUUAUGUCCAAGGAAUUAACGAUCUGGUUACUCCGUUUUUCGUUGUUUUUCUACAAGAAAUUCUUACCAAUAACGAAGAUUUGAACACGGUCGAUAUUAGCCUUAUACCUAGCGUCGUUCGAAACAGCGUCGAAGCCGAUUCGUUUUGGUGCCUUUCGAAAUUUUUGGAUAGUAUUCAAGAUAACUAUAUUUUUGCUCAGCUCGGCAUUCAACACAAAGUCAACCAAUUGAAAGAACUUAUCCAAAGGAUCGAUGUAAAUUUGCACAAACAUUUAGUAAAACACGGUAUCGAUUAUUUACAAUUUUCUUUUCGUUGGAUGAAUAAUUUAUUAACCAGAGAAUUGCCUUUACGUUGUUCUAUACGUCUAUGGGAUACAUACCUAGCUGAAUCCGAUACGUUCGCUUCGUUCCAGCUGUACGUUUGUGCUGCAUUUCUCCUUCAUUGGCGCGAAGAAUUGCUCGCCGAAAAAGAUUUUCAAGGAUUAAUGAUCAUGUUGCAAAAUUUACCCACUCAAAAUUGGAAAGAUUCGGAUAUUAGUUUAUUAGUCGCUGAGGCCUACAGAUUGAAAUUUAUUUUUGCCGAUGCUCCUAACCAUUUGCAAACUAAUUCUAGGUGAUCGUUGUACGAGAGUUAACUUCCUUUUUUUCAAUUAAUAUUUUUACGUGUACAUUAUUCUUGUUUUUCUAUUCGAAAUAAUAACUUAUACGCGAAUAAGUUGAUUGUGAUAAUGCUUAAUUUGCUUUCAAAAUGAGAUUUACAAAAAUUGGAAAUUCAAUUUCAAAUUUUAGAAAGGUUGUAAUUCGGUGAUAAUCUCUAAUUCAAGGUUGUGUGGGGUAAAAUAUCUCUAAUGAUUUGUAAACAACGAAACGAAAAUCAAGAAAAAAGAAAACGAAUUUUUAAUUCACGAUAACAUAAUAAUUUCUACGCGUUGUCAGUUUUCUCGUAAAAUUAAGCAUAUUUUUCAUUAUUAUUAUUUUUUUGCCAUAUUCAUUGAAAAUAUCCUGUUGUAUUGUUGAUUUUUUUUUUUUGUUUUUGUACAUUUUUUUAACGUUCCAUACGCGUUUUAUAUCGAAUUUUCAUUAUUUAUAUUCAAUUUACGAUGUAUUUUCUACUCGUACGUAUGCUUUACUUAAGUGAGCUGUUUUCAAGUGUUCGCUUCGAGCUUUAUUAUUGCUGCAAAAUACCUACCUACCGAAAAACCGAUUCAAACAUUACAAAUACGCGAAUUUAAUGAGUUUUUUACAUUUUUAAACCAAUAUUUCUGAAAUAUUUUUGCUUGAGCUGUUUCAGUUUUUCUUGUAUAUUUUAUAUUUGUUUUUUGUUUUGUUUUCAUUUGUUAAUAUUAUUCUUUUUUGUUUGAAAAACUGUAUUCUUUCGGUACAGAACUUUCAUUUCCUAUGCUUUCCAAGGUAUCAUGUUUAACAAAAUGUAUGUUUCAUCUUUACGCAAUGACAAUACGUUAACAUAUCACUAUUACGAAAGUUGUAACUUUUUUUUGGAAAAGUAAUACUGCAACUGUGGGUUUCACUUUGAUAAAUUUGUAUUUACCUAGUCCAAAAGAAUUAAGUUGUCGUGGCACCCAUUUCGGCUCCAGGUUUAUUCACCUGUGUGUCGAAAAUAUAACUGUGUUGUGUAUUUUCAAGUAAUUCAUUGAUAUUAGGACCAAAUAUUUUUAUUUCAGUAAUGUUGUACUUGUAUAGUAUGUAAGUAUAAUGUAUAUCCUACGUGGCAUUAUAAAAAUUAUAUUCAAAUAGAGUACGUAAUGUUAGUGAUA
Planococcus citri (citrus mealybug) is the source of this 2905-nucleotide messenger RNA. RefSeq names its product TBC1 domain family member 22 (gene Tbc1d22). Gene Ontology annotation, biological process: activation of GTPase activity. The record is from RefSeq and is a predicted model, not a curated record. Gene Ontology annotation, molecular function: GTPase activator activity. The transcript has a single exon. NCBI's taxonomy places the organism in Eukaryota, Metazoa, Arthropoda, Insecta, Hemiptera, Pseudococcidae. The coding region runs from base 215 to 1747 and encodes 510 amino acids.